CCGACAACGUCGAGCGUCGUGCUCAACGUCCCCCACCCUCUUUAGGAUACCCCCGCCGCUGGUCUAUGCGCCCUCCACACCCGCCAUGAACCGAAUAUCAUCGCAAUCAUGGCUCCUACCUCUCCUCUGCCUCUUUUUCUUUUCUCACUAUAACUUCGUCAUGGCCGCGCUUCCUCUUGUCGACUUCGACCGCAUGGGCAGCGUCGGCCUCGGUGGUGCGUUUGCAGGCCUCGAUCUUUUCAAUUCGAGCGGGUCGUCCGUCUCCUUCGACUCGUCUACCUCGACCCUGCUCUCCCGCUCAUCGGACGGCGCCCUCACCCGCCUCGGGGCCACAAACUCUGGAGGCUCUAUUCUCGCAGGAUGCGCUCUCUCAAACACAUUCUAUUUCGCCGGCUCUUUUUCUUCCAUCAAUGGUACAUCAGCCUCUAACAUCGCUUCCUACUCCGGCUCCUCCUUCUCCGCGCUCGGCUCGAACGGUCCCUCAGGCCAAGUCAACGCCCUCUACUGCGACUCGGCGAACAACCAGAUCUGGGCUGGUGGAGAUUUCACCGACGCUGUUCUUGUAUGGGAUGCGAAGCAGAAUUCGUGGUCGUCUGCGCCUUUCGGCGGUCUCACGGGCGCGGGAGGCGAGGUCCUCUCCAUCACGACCAACUCCUCCGCAUCGUCCCUCUUCUUCGCCGGUUCCUUCCUCGCUUCAUUCCAGGGUAAUGGAACGACCGUCAACAACACCAACAACCCUAACGUUCCAUUCUCUACCGGGGCUACAUCAUUCUCGUCGUCACUCGUUCCCAUCCCGCUUCAGGGUGCGGAAAUAGAGGGACAACCGUCGUCAUCGGACUCGUCGUUCAGCGAUAUCGCCAACAUCCUGUGUCCGGCGGGAGAUGAUGGGGCGGGGAAUACGUGGUUCGGCGCGGAUGGGAGCAGUGCGCAGGUUACGGCGAGGACGUUUUCGUUCCUUAGUGCGAGUGGGAUCAGGUUGGGCAACACGUUCCUUGACGGGCGUGGGACGACUGGAUUCAGCGUAACCACCAUCCCAGACAACACCGUUCGCCAACUGCACUACGUCGACCCGUCCUCAGGCCAAAACACAACCUGUACCGACCCUUGCCCACUCUCGACUGACUCCUCCGUCCUCUACCAGGACUUCACCUUUGACAGCACACUCGACAUCACCGGUGUUCAGGUCACCCUUUCCCAGUGGCAAGGUUCUGGCCCCGGUCUCCACAUCUUCCAGCUCCUGUCCUCCGGCGCCUUCGCCUCCGCCAUCUCCAGUCAGAACAACGUUUCUUGUUUCGCUCCCGGUGCCUCAAACACCUCGCGCACCGGGACUUGGACGGAGAAAGACGUGAACACGAAUAUUGCUGGGACGACGGAGGAGGUUCUCGUCUCCACAGUCGCUGUAGGCACGUCCGCUGCGGAUGGACCGAGCUUCACCUGGAUGCCGUAUGUGUCUGCAUCAGGACAGUACGACAUCAACAUGCUUGUUCCAGGAUGCACAAAUUUCCAGGACUGCGCGCUGAGGACGAGCGUCCAGGUCACGGUCUUCCCCGGUGGCGAUCAGAACCCAUGGGUCACGACGGUCGAUCAGACGAACACGGACGAUGCGACGACGCUGAUCUUCAGUGGUGAGGUCGUGCCUUCUUCUACGGACUUCGUCAUGACCGUCGAGAUGACGCUUGCCGACAACCCGACCGGAAGCGGGCAGGAUGGACAAUAUGAGAUCGUGGCCGAUCGGAUCCAGCUUAUCUUGACGGAGGCGGCAAAUUCGACUUCAAGUAGCGGUGGGAACACCACGACGACGUCUGGCACGAAAACCGCAUUUGGUUUCUUCGAGUGGCCCAUCGACUCGUCGAGUACCGUGAACGCCACUUCCACGCUUUCCAACUCUACCGAGACGGCCCUCGAUACCAUCGGGUUCGAUCUGUUCACCGAACUUGGCGGUAGCUCCAGUUUGUCUUCCUCUUCCACCAAGACUGCCAUCGCGGCUGUUGCGCACCACUCGUCCGGAGCUAUCUUCCUCGGCGGCACUUUCACCGCUUCCAGUCCCAGCGCGAGCAACAUCGUCAUGUUCAAGAACGGUGCUCUUUCAACACUCUCGAACAAUGGUCUCAACGGUCCCGUCACCUCUCUCGCUCUCGAUGGCGACACCCUCUAUGUCGGCGGUUCCUUCACCGAUACCGCGUCCUCUUCCAACUCUGGCCUCCAGGGCAUCGCAAUAUAUGACGUCUCGCAAGACAAAUGGUCUGCGCUUCAAGCAGGCGUUAACGGUGCCGUCAAAUCGCUCGACUUCAUCCCGUCAUCCAAUCAACUCCAGGUCGUCGGUAACUUCACGACAAUACUCUCCAGUUCGUCGAGCGACACCGUCGGGACAGAUUCUGCGGGUUUGGCUGUCUGGAAUGCGAGCAGUAGUGCGUGGGUGAACAGUGGUGGAUUCUUGGUCGGAGGGAUGACGUUCGUUGGCAAUGGAACGAGCACGGGAAGCACGUUCUUGGCUGGCAAUGUGGCUUCCGAGUUGCAGUUUGGCGCGAGUGGAAUGGUCUUGCUUACGAACGGCAACUCGGACGAGAAUGAAGGAGCACCAGGAGUGACGCCCCUCGGUGUUACGCUCGAUAACUCCGUCACUUCGUCCUCAAACUCGUCAUCCACGAGCAGCAAGAAGAGACGAUCGAUCUUGCACGCUCACGCCCGUUCUUCGUCUUCGUCUUCAUCUCUGGCUGCCAAGACUUGGAUCCCCAACAUCAAGAUUCCUCGCAUGUUCGCUCGUCAAACUUCCUCUUCGAGCCUUCCGGACCUUCCUACCGAUCCCACAGCACCCGCACCCGCCGUUCUCGCAGGCGCGUUUUGGACUAACACGACGUCUGGACACGAGAUCGCGAUCAUGGGCGGGAACUUCUCCUUCACCAACGGUUCCACCACCUCCGAAGCUGUCGCCUUCUACGAUCUUAGCACUAGCACCCUGUCUCCCCUGACUGGAGAUGGAACCCUCAACGGCACCGUCCGUACCCUUCUCGUCCAGGACGACAUCCUCUAUAUCGGUGGAGAGUUCAACAUGGUCGACUCUUCUUCGUCUUCCACCGUUAAUGGUUUCGCGAUCUAUGACCUCGUCAAUCGCGCGUGGCAGAUCUCGUCGCUUCAGGCUUUGGGCGCUGGUUCCACCUCUACUGAUGACGUCGUCGUGAGGUCGAUCACGGUGUCGACGAGCGAUACGGAUAAGAUCAUUGUGGCCGGGUCGUUUGUGCAGGCUGGGAGUUUGUCGUGUAAGGGGAUUUGUUCGUGGGGUGCGAGUGAGAAACAGUGGAAUACGCUUGGGAGUGGGAUUACGGGUGAAGUUGCGUCGGUGGUGUAUGCUGGUAGCAAUCAAGAGACACUUGUUGCGGGUGGUUCGAUCUCGUUAGAUGGUGGGAGUACGGCAAGUUAUGUUGCUCAGUACACGUUCUCGAACACGAGUUGGAGUACCGUUGGUGAUAGUAGCUCGCUUUCGGGCCCUGUCACUGCCGUCGAGGUCAACAACGGCAAUGCGAGCAGUAUCUUCGCUGCUGGACGAUCCUCCGAUGGCACGAGCUCCUUCAUGUCCUUCUGGAACGGCCAAGCGUGGUCCACUCUCGACUCGAACUUUGCCGAUGUCACGAACGUCACUCAGCUUACCAUGGUCCCCCUCCAGGACACGCACUCCGCUAACAGCAUCGUCGAGCAGGACAGGAUGCUCAUGAUCUCGGGCAGCUUGCAGGACUCGUCGUUCGGGAACGCUUCGGCGGUGCUGUUCGAUGGGCAGAGCUUCAUUCCGUAUAUCGUUUCUAGCUCUAGCGACGGGUCGCCGGGUGUGGUGUCGCAGUUGUUCAGGAGCUUGUCGACGUUUAGCUUUACCCAGAAGCACUUCUUGGCUACGGGUAUCGUGAUCCUCAUAUCUAUAGCCAUCGCUGCCGGUGUCGUCUUCCUCCUCGUCCUCAUCGGCAUCCUCUGGACGCUCUUCUCCCGUCGCGACGACGCUCUCAACAACAAGUACGAUGCCGGUGCCGAAGGUGAAGAAGAUGACGAAUCAGCACACCACAGGCCCUCAUCGCUCCUCGCACACAUCAACGCAGCAACGCGCACCACCAUCCUCGGUACCCAAAGCCCCUUCGACCAGUUCAACUACGAGAAGGAGGCCGCGGCCGCCGCCGCCGCAGGAGGUGCUGGGGCUGCGAUGGCCGCGCACGAGCACGGUCAGGGGUAUGACGACGAGGGCGGUGCGACGGCGGAGGGGGCAGGCCACGAUGCGUUUGGGCCGGAUGGAAGCAAUUAUUUGAGGGCGGAGACGCCGUCGGAUGCGAUUGUGGGAGGGAUGGGGGGCGAUGAGGAUGUGGGGAGGACGGGGCAUGCGAGGUUUUCGUUUGAUGGGUCGGGAGAUGGGGAGUUGGCGUUGAGGGAGGGCCAGGAGUUGGAGAUUUUGGAUGAUAGGGAUCAUUCGUGGUGGUAUGCACGAGACCCGAGGUCUGGGGCGGAGGGUGUUGUCCCCGCCGCGUAUCUGUAUUAGUGAUAGACCGUCCGUUUCUAUACCUUUUGUCCUCUGUCUCGACCUAUGCCAUCUAUCUUCUUAUGAGUAUCCUUCUUCUCCCCAUCUGUCGCAACCUUACCCUACCCCACUACCGAGAUAUCCACCUUCACUCCCCACUUUUGUCUUACAUCACCCAUCAAACCCCGUCCCUCCUCUCCCCUACUUUUGCUUAGCCUCGACGUCGCCGUCGAUGGACUUUUUUAAGGUACAUACCCCUCCGUUCGACAGUAUAUUAUAUCUUUGGGCCCAUGUAUGGAAAUCGUCCGUGGAAGAAUGUCAACACCUCGUUCCUCCUGGAUAUUUCCCUGGUGUUGCAGUCGGUUGCCGAUAAUGGUGUUGGGUAACUGUAAAUCCAGUUCGUUUGUUGUGGUCGUAGUUCUGCUUCUGAUCAUCUGUCGUUCUACUUUUUUUCUACAGCCUCUUUGUCCGAUUUUGGCAUCUUUCAUCCGAUCUGAUUUGUCGAUACCGCAAAUGUUUUCGUUGCUGUUCUCUUCGCUUGGUUCAAGUACUCUGGAUUUUCCGCCUUUUUUCCCGCUCGUUUCCCGCUUUCUUUUUUUCGUCUUUUUGAUUUGGACCACGGACCUUUUCUAGUUACUGUAUUUUUGGACAUAUUGGAUCUUGGGUGUGUCAACCUCAUGUCGCGUUUCCUGUUCAUUCGCCCGUUCCAUUGUUCAUCGUUCGUCGCAUGUCAGAUUUAGAAUCCAC
This is a messenger RNA of Stereum hirsutum FP-91666 SS1, 5239 nucleotides long. RefSeq lists its product as uncharacterized. The coding region runs from base 86 to 4513 and encodes 1475 amino acids. Gene Ontology annotation, biological process: positive regulation of establishment of bipolar cell polarity regulating cell shape. Gene Ontology annotation, molecular function: protein binding. The record is from RefSeq and is a predicted model, not a curated record. Gene Ontology annotation, cellular component: plasma membrane of growing cell tip. Lineage: Eukaryota; Fungi; Basidiomycota; Agaricomycetes; Russulales; Stereaceae. The transcript has 6 exons.